Megalobrama amblycephala (Wuchang bream) is the source of this 3351-nucleotide messenger RNA. Its product is annotated as V-type proton ATPase 116 kDa subunit a 1. The transcript has 20 exons. Gene Ontology annotation, cellular component: plasma membrane; vacuolar proton-transporting V-type ATPase complex; vacuolar proton-transporting V-type ATPase, V0 domain. Gene Ontology annotation, biological process: proton transmembrane transport; vacuolar acidification. Gene Ontology annotation, molecular function: proton-transporting ATPase activity, rotational mechanism; ATPase binding. NCBI's taxonomy places the organism in Eukaryota, Metazoa, Chordata, Actinopteri, Cypriniformes, Xenocyprididae. The coding region runs from base 632 to 3130 and encodes 832 amino acids. The record is from RefSeq and is a predicted model, not a curated record.
GCUUCAUAAAAAUGAAAAUUAUCCCAUGAUUUACUCACCCUCAUGCCAUCCUAGGUGUAUAUGACUAUCUUCUUUCAGACAAACACAGUCAGAGUUAUAUUAUAAAAUAUCCUGGCUUUUCCAAGCUUUAUCAUGUUAGUGAAUGGGGGGAGAGAUUUUGAAGCCCAAAAAAGUGCAUUCAUCCAUCUUAAAAGUAAUCCACAUGACUCCAGGGGGUUAAAAAAGGCCUUCUGAAGUGAAGCGAUGGGUUUUUGUAAGAAAAAUAUCCAUAUUUAAAACUUAGCCAUACAGUUUAUCGAAUACCCCCUCGGGUUUAUCUUCCAAUUCAUAUUCAAUGUACAUAACAAUCAGCAUAGCAACAAGACAAAUAUUGCAACAACAUUAGAGUAACAUUGUACAUAUGUGUGCUUUGUUGCAGGGUUGUUAAUCAUAAUUUGGUCUGGAUGCUCCAGCUGCACUAGUGUGUCGAUAUUAAUCCUGAGGCUACACAAGUACACUAUUGAUCUCACUGACAGACAUAGACUGAGUUACAAAAACCAGACAAUCACUGCCGCUCAACCAGCAGUAUGUGAGCUGUUUAUAUUCCUCCAAACUCUCCAGAACAAUCUCCAGCUCUUUGAAGCAUUUCAGAAUGAGUUCUUUAUUUCGCAGUGAGGAGAUGUGCCUCGUGCAGCUGUUUUUUCAAACUGAAUCUGCCCAUAAUUGCAUCAAUGAACUUGGACAUCUUGGAUUGGUUCAGUUUAAAGAUCUGAAUCCUGGUGUAACAACAUUUCAAAGGCGCUUUGUGAAGGAAGUGAAGAAAUGUGAAGAAAUGGAGAGAAUUCUGAGAUAUCUUGAGAAGGAGAUGGUGAAAUCUAACAUAGUGAUUGCUGCAACAAAGGAGAAGGAGAUGGUUCCCUGUGCCAGAGAUGUUCUGGAGCUGGAGUCCACAUUUGAGAAGUUGGAGCAGGAACUGCGAGAAAUCAACUGUAACCAUGACACACUCAGACAGAACCUCAUUGAGCUGAUGGACAUUGACUCUCUGCUGAGGAUGACUGAAGACUUCUUUGAGGAGGCCGAGUCAAUGCUAUCCUGCUCUGAGCCUCCCUCUGAAGACUCAGUGUCUAUGACCGUCUCUUCCCACAUGACCAUCCGCAGAUACAGCAGUUCCAGCACCUCUGGACCUCUACAUCUAGGUUUUAUUGCAGGUGUUAUCAAACACGAGAGGUUUGCUGCUUUUGAAAGGGUUCUUUGGCGCCUUUUUCAUGGAAAUUUCGUCCUUCGGCAUGCAGAGAUACAGGCCACGGAGGAAUUUCAAGCGGUGCAGAGAGGAGCUGUGAAGAAGGACGUGUUCAUCAUAUUUGUCCAGGGAGAUAAUGUGCGAAAAAAGAUCAGAAAAGUGUGUGAAGGGUUUCAUGCCAGCUUGUACUCAUGCCCCAAAACUUUGUAUGAACGCAAGGAGAUGAGCAACAAUGUAAUAUCACGAAUGGAAGAUCUUCGAAUUAUCCUGAGAAGAACUGAAGAAUAUCGUGCUGGUGUCUUGACCAAAGCAGCCGACCACGUCCAGGAGUGGGGCAGUAAAGUGAAGAAGAUGAAGGCCAUCUACUACACACUGAACCUCUGCAACAUAGACAUCACGCAGAAACUGAUCGUAGCAGAGAUCUGGUGUCCUGUGUCCGAUCUCACUUUAGUUCAAAACGCCCUGGUUAAAGGAUCAGAGCAGAGUGGUUCCAGUGUGACCCCAGUCCUGAACCGCAUCCAAACCCAGCAAACUCCACCAACCUUCAACAGAACAAACACAUUUACUGAAGGAUUCCAGGCUAUUAUUGAUGCCUAUGGAGUCGGUACCUAUCAGGAGAUCAAUCCAGCUCCAUACACAAUUGUAACCUUCCCCUUCCUGUUUGCGGUGAUGUUUGGAGAUUGUGGUCAUGGACUGUUGAUGACACUGUUGGCAGUCUGGGUCAUUACACAGGCCGAAUGUUUACGAAAGAUGAAAAAUGAGAUUAUAGAUGUCCUGGUAGGGGGGCGCUACAUCGUCUUGCUCAUGGGAUUGUUCUCCAUAUAUACUGGACUGAUUUACAAUGACUGCUUCUCCAAGUCCUUCAACAUUUUUGGCUCUUCCUGGUGUGUGCGGCCCAUGUUCUAUCCUCACGGACCUUGGGAAAACGAAACACUUUAUGAUAAUCACCAUCUUCAGCUGAGCCCAACUGUGCCCGGAGUUUAUUCUGGUCGCCCGUAUGUGUUUGGAGUCGACCCGGUUUGGAAUAUUGCAUCAAAUAAGCUGUCCUUUUUAAACUCUUUCAAGAUGAAGAUGUCAGUCAUAUUGGGAGUCAGUCAUAUGCUCCUUGGAGUGACCCUGAGUUUGGUCAACUUUGUAUAUUUGGGAAAAUUCCAGGACAUUUUAUUUCAGUUUGUUCCACAGCUGAUCUUCAUGCUCUCUCUCUUUGGAUACCUGAUCUUCCUCAUCCUCUACAAAUGGUGCGUCACUCUGCGAUCUGAAACGGCUCCCAGCAUUCUGCUGCUCUUCAUCAACAUGAUGCUGUUUGAUUACCAGCCUGAACAUAAGCUUCUUUACAGAGGACAGAAAGCUGUUCAGAUCUUGUUGGUUGUGACGGCUGUGCUCAUGGUUCCUGUGCUGCUCCUGGUCAAACCCCUCCUCAUCUACAGGACCCGAAUGAAAACCAGACACCAGGUCUCUAUGCAGGUGUUUGGAAACAGUGAUCAGCAUGGGACAGAUAUGGGUUUCUCCUCACACCAUCAGAAAGAUCAGAUGGUAAGCAUGGGUGACGUCUUUGUGUAUCAGGCCAUCCACACAAUCGAGUACUGCCUGGGCUGCAUCUCCAACACGGCCUCGUACCUGCGGCUCUGGGCGCUCAGUCUGGCUCAUGCAGAGCUCUCGGAGGUGCUUUGGCGGAUGGUUCUCCAGGUGGGGCUGAAGCUUUCCUCUGGUAUGGGUUCGCUCAUGCUGGUGCUGCUGUUUGCUGCUUUUGCUGUUCUCACCGUGACUGUUCUUCUGGUUAUGGAGGGCCUGUCUGCUUUUCUGCAUGCUUUACGACUGCAUUGGGUUGAAUUUCAGAACAAGUUUUACGAGGGAUCCGGCUACAAGUUCACACCCUUGUCCUUCGACAGCCUGUUAAAAACUCAGCAGUAAUAGUCACUAUUCUUGUAGUUUUUAGCAUAUUUAUAGUUUAGUGAAUGUAAGAAACCAGGGGACUUCAACAGGGGUCUCCGAAAUAUUACGUUUUGUGAACAAAAUGAAAAUAUGCAAUAAACAAAAAUAUAGUAUUUAGUAUUUAGUUCCUUGCCGCUGUCACCUUUGGCUUGCUUAGUUGGGGACACUUGACAUUUGACUUGACAUUUGAUAUUCAACAG